AUGCCUCGGAACUGGAAACCGAAUAACGUUGACGACCAAUGCAAACGAUUAAAGGACUAUGAUUUACGGAUAUGCACCUGGAAUGUCCGGACCCUCUAUAGGGAAGGUGCCUCUAUCCAACUGGCGGAAGCCCUCAAUAAAUGUAAGGCUGACGUCACCGCCAUCCAGGAAAUGCGAUGGAUAGGACAAGGCUGCUCUAAAAGAGCAAACUGUGAUGUAUACUACAGCUGCCAUGCAAAUCGACGUGAAUUUGGAUGCGGUUUUGUGGUAAGCAAGAGACUAUCAAAAUUAGUCCAGCGAUUCACACCGGUGAACGAAAGGCUUGCCACACUCCGUAUCAAGGCAAAAUUUUUUAACAUCACGUUAAUUUGCGCUCACGCGCCGACAGAAGAAAAGGACGACUUGACCAAAGAUACAUUCUACGCGAGACUCGAGGAAAUUUAUGACCGCAGUCCCGCCCACGACGUUAAAAUUGUUCUCGGGGAUUUUAAUGCAAAGGUUGGAAGAGAAGAAGUCUUUGGUCCAACUGUCGGAAAAUUUAGCCUCCAUGAAUCAACCUCCAACAACGGUCUAAGGCUAAUUGAUUUCGCUGCGGCGCGAAAUAUGGCAACGUGGCUAUCUCCCGAUCAAGCAACACGAAACCAGAUUGAUCACUUCGUGAUUGACGCAAGGCACGCUUCUAGUGUGCUGGACGUACGUUCAUUCCGUGGUCCAAAUAUCGACUCAGAUCACUACCUUGUCGCAGCCAAGGUACGCAUGCGGCUUAGUACCGCCAACAACGUACGCUCCAAUGUUCAGAAAAAACUAGACGUUAAUAAGCUGCGAUCACGAGAGACAGCCGAAGCCUUCGCCGCUCAGCUCUCUAGCCGAUUAAACAACCAACCCUCCCGUUCCGAUAAUGCCGGUAGACAGUGGGGACAUAUCUCUCACUCCCUACGCACAACAGCGGAAGAUGUCCUUGGUUUCCAACGUCCCCCACGGCGAAACCAAUGGUACGACGAAGAGUGUCGCCAAGCUACUGCUGCGAAGAACGCGGCCUAUAAAAGGACCCUGCAGUCAGCAGCAACGCGAACCGUGCAUGAACAAUAUCGGGAGAUGAGGAAGGUAGAGAGGUGCCUAUUCAGACGGAAGAAACGAGAUCAAGAAAGGCACGAGCGAGAGGAAAUCGAGGUGUGUAGAAAUAGGAAUGAUGCCCGUAAAUUUUAUCAAAAAGUCAACCGUCUGACUCAAGGCUUUAAGCCUGGUGCAUCAACCUGUAAGGACGAAAAUGGUAAUCUGGUUACAGAUACGCAGAAUGUACUGAAAGUAUGGAAGGAGCAUUUCUCCAAACUGCUAUCUGGCGAUGAUAACAUCAACUCUGCCAUUGAAGAAAUGCCCUCUGUAUCCCCAAUCGAAAAUGAUGAUGUUGAAAUUCCACCACCUAGCCAUAACGAAGUGCGUGUUGCUAUACAGCGACUUAAGAACAACAAAGCGGCAGGCGCAGAUGGCCUGCCUGCUGAAUUGUUCAAGGCCGGCGGCGAUAUGCUGAUAGGGUGCAUGCAUCAGCUUAUCUGCAGAAUAUGGUUAGAUGAAAGUAUGCCCUGCGAUUGGAAUCUCAGUAGCCUUUGUCCUGUCUUGAAAAAAGGUGACCCGACGAUUUGCGCCAACUAUCGCGGGAUUAGCCUGAUACCUGUCGCGUACAAGGUUAUUAAUAUAGUAGCAAUAUUAGCUUUACCUAUGCAUAUCAUACAACAAGAAUUUCAUGAUCAGAAUAUAUUAUUCUCAUCAGGUUAA
Teleopsis dalmanni is the source of this 1773-nucleotide messenger RNA. RefSeq lists its product as uncharacterized. Lineage: Eukaryota; Metazoa; Arthropoda; Insecta; Diptera; Diopsidae. Bases 1 to 1773 code for a protein of 590 amino acids. The transcript has 3 exons. Gene Ontology annotation, molecular function: catalytic activity. The record is from RefSeq and is a predicted model, not a curated record.